This is a messenger RNA of Mesorhabditis spiculigera, 1632 nucleotides long. Lineage: Eukaryota; Metazoa; Nematoda; Chromadorea; Rhabditida; Rhabditidae. The record is from the annotation of a GenBank genome assembly.
AUGCGGCGUUUCUUGUUGGCUACGGUAUUGGUAUCACAGGCUUAUGCUUCCUUCUGCGGAGACUCAGCAAUUCCAUUCAGUUUCGAGGUCCUCCCUGAUGGCCAGCCCGUGCUCGGUUGCGCGAGACCAACUUGUUUCGGAUGGUCUCCAAGUGGUUUGCCAGCCUCGCAAACCGGCAAUUUCUACCGUAUCAACAAGCGUCCCGACGGUUUCAUGAGGAACGAUCGGGCUACUAUCCCGCCGUUCAGCCAUUUGGAUGCUAGGCUGCAAAGGUCUAUGACAGCCGAAUGCGAGGCGACGUACCAAUCGAACACUUGCGAUCCAGCUCGUCAAUGGGUUGGAGGAAUUGCUCCCCUGCUGAAUGUUUCUGCUUUCCCUACCGUGCUCCAAUGCUGCAACUAUGAAGUGCUGCGUGCAUCAACAGACCGUGGUGUCGCCGUUGUCAACCCAGGCCAAAUCGUUGUCGGCGGAGAGGUCAUGCGCGCCGGCAAGCAGUAUGCCUUUGAUUACAUCGCUGAUGUUGUCAAAUCGGUGAAUGGAGAUGGAACCGUGUCUUAUGAUGUGUCGAUCAGACGUAUGCCCUGCCUCGCCCUUGCCGAUAACUUUGCGAAGAACGGAGAGGGAAAGAAUGCCGGAGCUUUCCGCGCCUUCCAAGCCCCAAAUGUUGCUCAGCCCCCGAUCAACGUCGCCGGACUUGACGGACAGCAGCAAGGAGUCCAGGGACCUUUCCAGGUCGACCAAAAUGGUGUUGUUGAAGACACCGUAGCCGAUCAGGCUGUCGUUCCCCAAUCUACCGGACCUCAAGCCGCCGCUAAUAACGGAGCCACCGUUCAGUUCUACGAAGCCCGACCCAUCUUUGGACCCCUUGAGCCCGUCCAAGCCCCAAUUCCACAAGUGGCCGCUCCAGCUCAGUUCGUCCCCGUGGCACCUCAAGCCGCCCCUGUCGCACCUGCCGCACCUGCCGCACCUGCCUACUACUACCCAUCAUACUACUACGGAAGUGGAGGCGGUGGUGGUGGAUACUACUGCUUCACUGAUGACACGAUCCUUGAGAAGCCCGAUGGAUCCUCGGUUCGUAUGGAUGAGCUGAAGAGGGAUGACUGGGUGAAGACUAUUCAUGAUGAUAAGGUCGUCUACACCCCAGUCAGCUUCUGGCUGCACAGGGUCCCAUCUCAGGAGGCUGAGUUUAUGAAGUUGACACUCGAGAAUGGAAAGGAGCUGAAGCUGACCGCAAAACACUACAUCUACAAAACGAAGUGCAGCGCUCCUGGUGAAACCGUUCAGCUUCCAAAUGGAGCUGUAUUUGCCGAUAUGGUUAAUGAAGGAGAUUGCUUGUUCAGUGUUGAUAAGGAAACCGUCAGUGAAUCCAAGGUCGUCAAGGUGGAGAAGGUCACCCAGACCGGAAUCUACGCCCCGAUGACUUCUAACGGAAAGCUUGUCGUCAACGGCGUCUUCGCUUCGUGCCAUAAUAUUGUUCAACAACACGAGCUUCAACGCACCUUCUUCAGCUACUUGAAUAGUCUGAAUGACUUUAUCAAGGGAUACUUCACCGAGAAGGAUGUGAAUGAGCUUCCCUACGGCAUGGGCACCAUCGUCCAGAUGCUCGAGUUCGCUCUACCAAAGAACAUGUUU